AUGGAGCGGCUGUCACUUGAGAUCUUUCGACGCGCCUUGUCCACAGGACUGGCGCCCAUGGCGAGCACGGCUUGGUGUCUAGGUGUAUGCUUCCAUCUGGGCUGCAUCCCUUUCGAAAUGGACAACCAAGGAUGGCGCCUCAUUGGGUGCUUUUAUUCUGCCGUGGUGUUACUUACCUAUGCUUAUGUCACCGUCGCUGGCUUCGACGUGUAUGAAUCCGGCAAGAGGGCAGCGGUUGCGGGCAUAUCCUUCAACGCAGGCGUGCUCACGAGCAUUUCUCUGUACCGGCUCUUUUCCCACCAACUACGGCGGUUCCCUGGACCGAUCCUUGCGAGGCUGUCGCGGUUCUAUGCCAUGAGGUUGGCUUCGAAGCGGAAGCAGCUUUACGUGGAAGUGCAAGAGCUGCAUCGACAACAUGGGGAUUUUGUUCGGGUUGGCCCGCGGGAAAUCUCCAUCAACAGAGCUUCUGCUAUCCCGCUCAUCUACGGUCCGCCCUCCCGCUGCCAGAAAUCCCCUUGGUAUAGCCAAGUUUCCACCGACGUCACUGAAGUUUCUAUCAAUUCUACAAGGGACAUGGAAGUGCACAGGCGCAGGAGACGUGCCUGGGACCGCUCGUUCAGCUCCAAGGCAUUACUGAACUACGAACCUCGCGUCAAAGCAAAGACUGACGCGCUGAUAUCGCAACUGAGGGCCAAGCAGGGCAAGCCAGUGGAUGCAACGAAGUGGGCAAUGUUCUUUUCCUUCGACGUCAUGGGCGACGUUGGUCUUGGAAAGGAUUUCCACACCCUCGACACGGGCAACGAACAUCCCGCUAUUAAAGGAAUCCACGACUCCAUUACCGCAAUCGGCUUGCUCACUCCCGUGCCUUGGUUGCUCGCUAUGCUUGGUGCCAUUCCCGGCGCGAUGGGUGGUUACACCGAGUUCAUGGACUACUGUUCUGCUCAGGUCGACGAGAAAGAGCGGACACUUAACAGGGCCGAAAACCCUAGCGACCUAAUUUCCUGGCUCCUAAAAGCCAGAUACGAAGGCGACCAGUCCGCCCCGCCUGGGAAAGGCGCCCUGCACGAAGACGCGCGCCUCAUCAUCAUCGCAGGAAGCGACACCACAGCCGCAGCCCUCGCAACCACGCUCUACUACCUCGCGACCACCCCCCGCGUGUUCAAAAAACUGCAGCGCCAGCUCGACGCCGCCUUUCCCCACGGCGACAAUGAAUGGGGCUACGCGAAAACGAAACAAAUCGCUUACCUCGAUGCUGUCAUCAAUGAGGCCCUGCGCUUAAACCCUCCCGCACCAGGGGGCCUACCCCGCGUCACACCUCCGGAGGGUUUGAGGGUUGAUGAAGUCCACAUCCCUGGCGACACGAUCGUGGGCGUUCCGGCGUAUACGCUGCAGCGGGACGAGCGGUACUUUGAGCGGGCGGGCGAGUUUGUGCCCGAGCGGUGGAACGAGGCGGGGACGGGGGCCGAGACGGCGGCAUUUAUGCCGUUUUCGCGAGGCGCGUUCAACUGUGCCGGAAAGCGGUUGGCGCUUAUGGAGCUGCGCAUGGUGGUUUCGCGCGUGGUGCCGGGGUUUGACCUUGCGGUUGCGGACAGUGAUGCCGUGAAUGGGUUUGCUGCAGGGCAGGUCGAUUCUUUUAUAUUGAUUUCGCCGCCUUUGCCGCUAAGGUUCUUGGUUCGUCAAGCGUAG
This is a messenger RNA of Aplosporella prunicola CBS 121167, 1686 nucleotides long. RefSeq lists its product as uncharacterized. Lineage: Eukaryota; Fungi; Ascomycota; Dothideomycetes; Botryosphaeriales; Aplosporellaceae. The transcript has 6 exons. The record is from RefSeq and is a predicted model, not a curated record. Bases 1 to 1686 code for a protein of 561 amino acids. Gene Ontology annotation, molecular function: monooxygenase activity; heme binding; oxidoreductase activity, acting on paired donors, with incorporation or reduction of molecular oxygen.